AUGAAUAUGUUCUAUUAUCCUCUCCUUUCUGCGCUUGCGGUAUGUUCUUUUGCUUUACCGUCACUCGGAGCCACCGGCUGCCCCACGGGUCUGUCGCUCUGCUCACCUCCAGGCGCAACGAACUCUCACACCCCGCAAAUCGGUAGCCCCGACUUCGAAAACCUCUACACCGACCUCCUCCAUUCCCCUCUUCCCUUGUCAACGCGCUCUGGGGCAGAAGAUGGCACUGCCUCACUAUGCUGCAUCACCUCUCUCUCCUGCCUCGCGAUGCCGACCCUCGCACUACCUUUUUGCUACGACAAAUUCACCACCAAUUUCUUCCUCCAGGACACAAGUUUUGGGACCCUGAGUUUGGGAACGUAUACCUCUCGCUUGGGAGACUUUGCAAACUUUAAGACCGGGGAUUAUACUCUGACGAAUGGGACCAAGGGGAAUAUAUAUAGCGACAACCCCUCUGCGAAGCCGAAUACCUCGACGCUUGCCAUUCCAACACAGUUCACGGCAUCAGGUGUUGGACCUGUGAUACCCGCCAGUGCUUUGGGAGGAGAGGUGACCAUCACCUAUGUGACGACGUUGCCUGGGAGCACAGUGCCUGCAACCACCAUACCACCCUCUACGCAUUCCGAGAGUGUUGCGACGCAAACAAUUCUAUUUCCCGAGACAGUUACCACUACAAUUUCCGGUACAGCAACGCAGAGUAAAGUAGCUAAGACAUCCUUUGAACUGUCUACAAGUUCUGCGACGACCAUUGAGGGGACAACGAUCAAAGGUACAACGUUACCGGGAGCAGUUACAACGGUCACAACUACGACGAAGGUUGCAACGUCAAGUUCGGAUGUGGGCACGACUGCUUCCGCUUCGAGUAAGAAGAGUACAGCAAUCCGGCUGUCGAUUGAAAGCUUGAGUAUCAGCAGUAUAUUUGUGGUUGCUCUCGCAUUUUUGAUCGAUUUUUAG
This is a messenger RNA of Lachnellula hyalina, 954 nucleotides long. RefSeq lists its product as uncharacterized. Bases 1 to 954 code for a protein of 317 amino acids. The transcript has a single exon. Lineage: Eukaryota; Fungi; Ascomycota; Leotiomycetes; Helotiales; Lachnaceae. The record is from RefSeq and is a predicted model, not a curated record.